Messenger RNA from Hylaeus volcanicus, 2090 nucleotides. RefSeq lists its product as uncharacterized. NCBI's taxonomy places the organism in Eukaryota, Metazoa, Arthropoda, Insecta, Hymenoptera, Colletidae. The transcript is spliced from 2 exons. Bases 75 to 536 code for a protein of 153 amino acids. The record is from RefSeq and is a predicted model, not a curated record.
CCCCCAUAUGGUCGGCACAUGUGGGUCCCUGGCCUAGCGGCAGUGGGGGGCAGAGUAAUCGAGGAAACCAGCUGAUGGUCGCCGUUUGUUGGCCUUGUUCGCUUCAGUUCAGUUACUCUUGGACCGUGCUGUGCUCCGAAUCCGCUUUCGCGGCGUUCCAUCGUUCCAGCUCCGAUUUCCCCGAUACGUUCCAUAGCCAAACCACCACCGUGAGAAACCGCCUUAACGCGUUGGUUAAUUGGAUCAGGAUCGGGGAACGAUCUGGGGGAGCGAAGAAGACUGAGAAAAGGACGCCAUCGAUCGAGAUGAUACCAGAUACGGAAAGCGUCUGCCAGACUUCGGAAGCUGCGGUCAGGAGCACGGACGUGUAUCAGAAGAUUAAGAACGCACCGGAAGGGGAAGCGGCCUCGGUGACCGCUUGGAAGCGAUAUCAGCAACUAGUGGCGAUCGUCGAGACCAGGGGCGGAAAGUUCAACCGGAAGUCGAUGAUCGAAGCAAUCUUUCGUGGCAGCGACCUUGUCUACGCGAGUCACUGAUCUCACCGAUCGAACCCGAUCGGCAACUUUGCAAUUCUUUACCAAAGCGAACAACAGAGAGUCCUAUUUUUGCAAUGACGACGGCGUAAGAACGCUUACUAUUUCAUUACCAACGUAAUUAAUGAAUUACCAAGUAUUCAAUAUUAGCUUAAGCUUAACUCUUUUACUGCCGCCCGACAAAGUUUUUACCCGAAGACGGUAGUAAUACGUUAAGUCUCGGUUCACCGUUUAAUUACCAACACGGUAUUAAUUAUUAUUACAAGAUUAACUUUCGAUCGCCGCUGCAACCAUCGACGGAUGGCGAGAGAAAUAUCGAAGGUUAAAAAUGAUCGCGUUUACGAGUGAUAAGGAAGUAUGAAAUUGAUUAUAUACUCGGAAAAAAAAUACCGAACGAAUUAUUAUAAGAUGCUAAAUGCAAUCCGUAGAUAGAAUACAGCGAACCGAACGAAGUAAAAAAUACACGGAAAGCGAAGUUUUUUAUGGAUGCCGAUUGAAAAGAAUUUUGAUCAGCUUCUUGUGCGGGUCUUUGCUCGGUGAAUUCAUGUCACUCCUUGGCAAAGGAAAUAUGGCGUGGAUAAUUACAGUGGGACCGGAACAGCUCGGAUAAAUCGAGACCUGGAGAACAAAAAUUGAAAAUCUAAUUUAUAUACACAAUAGUUAUUUUGAAAAGAAAUAUACAUAUAAUAAUAUACAUAAUAUAUAGUAUACAUAAAUAUACAUGUAUAGGUACGAAAUACAUUUAUAUAUGGGCCAUUGCAACAUUGAAAGCCAUUUCGAUCACUUCUGGACCCGACCAUUUUCUAUUUGGCUGAAAUUAUGUUACGUUAUAGUAACCUACUAAGUACCGUUUUGUGAAUUUUUGCAGAUUUUUCUACCGAACCAAAACAAAGUUAUGAAUUUUUAAAACAAAAAUGUCGUAUUUUCUUCAAAUAACUAUAGCUCUGAUAAAAAUUGACCAAGACAAUAGAGUGUAUCCAUAUUUAGCAACGUUGUUCCAACUGUAUCACGAAUAAUAUUUACGCCGGGUAAUCGAACCCCGAUUAAUCGAGGUCCCACUGUAAUAUCAAACAAACAAUUUUUCCCGCAAUAAUCUCUAUCGAAAUAUUUUCCGGAGAAUGACAAAUGCUUUCAGAAUACAACGAUAAUUUCGAUUUGAUUGUUAUAGUGCCUCGAAGAUCGACGAACAGCGCAACAAUUUCUAUCUCUCCGGGAAUUCGGAAAGGACUCGGAGCAAAGAUAUCUGCGUAGAGUCUAUUUACAUGGUAUCAGUCCUUUAUUAUCGAUCCGUAAUCACAAAUCUAAUUGCAACUCCGAUGAAUCUCCAUCUUCGAUUUCUACUAUAUUAUUUAUAGUAACUAUAUUUAGUACAUUUCGGUGCGAUAUCUUUUCAGUUCUGAACAAAGAUUCGUGCCAUUAUCUUUUCCUCUUCGAAUUGUGCCAUACGUCCAAAAAUACUAAGAAGCUUCUUUUAAAUUUAGAUUAAGAAUUACCGAUACAAUCGAAUCGAUCUACAAAUAAAUUCGAAUGUUAACGAGUAACUGUUCUCAUUGUACA